Molecule: messenger RNA, 1851 nt
Organism: Jatropha curcas
Lineage: Eukaryota; Viridiplantae; Streptophyta; Magnoliopsida; Malpighiales; Euphorbiaceae
Biological process (GO): activation of GTPase activity
Molecular function (GO): GTPase activator activity
Source: RefSeq, a predicted model, not a curated record
GAAAACAAAGAAAUACUAUUAUGAAAUUUCAAUAAUUUUUCAAACUCUGUCCAAAAAAAACAAUUCACCGUUGUCAUUUCAUGACCAUAGUCUAAUCUAAUCAAAUAAUUAUUAAAGCUCGAACGCGUUUCACUCGCUCAUGCUUUUCUCUCCAUCUCUGCAAUUCUUCCCCUCAUUCUGAAGAAAUCUCCAUUGAAAAACUUUGUUAUAGAAUCGGUUGAUGCUUUUUUUGAAUUAAGGAACUUUACGCAAUUUUUAUUAGCUCAUAUCAUUUUCUUCAAUAAGCUUUGGCAGCGAGUAAAGUGAUUAGUUUGGAUGGUUGGCUGCGGAGUAUUUAUGAAAAAACCUGAAGGUGGGGAGGAGGUUGGGGCAUUUUAUCCGAUCCGAACAGAAUGUCAAGAAGAAGCUCCCAAGACCCGUUUCAAGCCUAGAGCUGGGAAAACUCUAAGUGCUAGAAGGUGGCAUGCUGCAUUCUCCGAAGAUGGUCAUUUGGAUAUUGCAAAAGUGCUUAGACGGAUUCAAAGAGGGGGUGUUCAUCCUGCAAUUAAAGGGUUAGUCUGGGAGUUCUUGUUAGGGUGCUAUGAUCCUAAUAGCACAUUUGAAGAACGAAAUCAGCUUAGACAGAAGAGGAGGGAGCAGUACAGCUCAUGGAAAACCGAAUGUCAAAAUAUGGUUCCAGUUAUUGGUAGUGGAAAGUUUAUUACAACGCCCAUCAUUACUGAUGAUGGCCAACCAAUAAUUGAUCCUUCGACAAACAAUGAUCAAGGAGGGCAUGUAAAUAAUGCUGUUUCAGACAAGAAAGUGAUUCAAUGGAUGCUUUUCUUACAUCAAAUUGGUCUGGAUGUUGUUCGCACAGACCGAACACUUAUCUUUUAUGAGAGUGAGACUAACCAGGCAAAACUUUGGGACAUUCUUGCGGUUUAUGCAUGGUUGGAUAAUGAUAUCGGUUACGUCCAAGGAAUGAAUGAUAUUUGUUCUCCAAUGGUGAUUCUUCUCGAAAAUGAAGCAGAUGCCUUUUGGUGUUUUCAUCGUGCGAUGCGGAGACUGAGAGAAAACUUCAGGUGCAGUGCAACUUCAAUCGGGGUGCAAACUCAGCUAACUACACUCUCACAAGUAAUUAAAACUGUCGAUCCAAAGCUUCAUCAGCACCUUGAGGAGCUUGAUGGUGGCGAAUAUUUGUUUGCAUUUCGCAUGUUGAUGGUACUUUUUCGAAGAGAGUUCACCUUUGUGGAUGCAUUGUACCUUUGGGAGUUGAUGUGGGCCAUGGAGUACAAUCCAAAUAUCUUCUCCUUAUAUGAGGAGCCUAGUACUGAUGCUACAGAUAAUACCAACGCACCUGAGUUAGAUGAGAAGCUGCUAAAGCAAUGUGGCAAAUUUGAGAGGAAAAAUGUGGAGACUGCAGGUGCAGAACAACAUAGUGCACUUGCUGUUUUUCUCGUUGCAAGCGUUCUUGAGACGAAAAACAAGAAAAUUUUGAAGGAAGCUAAGGGCCUAGAUGAUGUUGUCCAGAUAUUGGGCGAUACUACCGGAAACUUGGAUGCUAAAAAGGUUUGUGAUGAGGCACUGAAGAUUCAUAAAAAGUACCUGAGCAAGGCCAAAAAGCCGACCGAACAACAAUAAUAAACCGAAAAAUUUUCCAAUGUUUGCAAUGCAUACAAAUUGGCCGUCUUAGGUUCCAAAUGAUAUUUUUAUACUCCUUGUUGUAGUACCACCUCUUCCUUUGUCUCUCAUUUUUCCUCUUCUAAUUAUUUAUUCAUUUAUUUUUCAAAUUCUUUCGUUGUAAAAAAUUUGAAGCUGAUACAAUGUGUGUAAGAUUUCUGAUAUGACAUGGUUGUGCAUAUAUUUGGCAUA